CGCCGCCGGCUCGCCCCGAGCAGGUCCUCGCCCCCCGUCGCGCGCUCCGCCCUCGCCCUCCGCCCCCGGAGCUCUCCGCGCUCGGCCUCCCGCGCCGGGCGGGCUCCGCCCGAGGCUCCGGGGCCCAUGGCCAAGCGGCGUGCGGCCGAGCCGCUGACGUUCCACGUGCCUUGGAAGCGGCUCCUGCUUUGCGACUUCCCCGAGGAGCCGCCGCCGCUCUGGAUCCCGCCGCCGGGGGCCUCGCAUCCCGGGCAGCCCGUCGGCGUCCCGGAGCCGCCCCGAAAGCGCAAAAUCGACGCGGGGGCUAUGACUGAGGCUUCAGCUUCGCCCAGCAAGCGCCGCGACGGCGGGGACACCAGCGUUCCGGGCGGCGUGGAGCGUGAGGGCCAAGGCCUGGAGACGGGCGAGCCGCAGUUGCUGCAGCCUCCCGUGCGGCCCCGCGGGCCGGGGGAGGAGCCCCGGGGCGCCCGGCCCCCGAGGGGCGGUGGCGACGACGGGGCGGGGCGCACGGAGCCCCCACGGGGAGACUGGGGGGCCACACCGCGCCAGCUCAAUGAAGAAUUCUGGCAGUAUAACACCUUCCAGUACUGGAGGAAUCCCCUGCCACCUAUUGAUCUGGCAGACCUCGAAGACAUCGGCGAAGGCAGCCUGCGGGAAGCAAGGCUUCAGGGCAAGAACGAAGUGGUUGAGGUCGACAUGGAGUCCUGACACAAGCACCUGAAGAAUAGGUCUUUUGGCCGCCGCCUUUGAGGCGACCUCUCUUAAGUGAAUUUGCAUAUUCUUAAGGAGAAAAGUUAUUUUGCAUACUUGAUGCGAUACCAUUCCCAAACCUGAAAAAUGAGGAAGAGUUGUUUUAAAGAUAAAUGCCUGUGGUCACUACUGAAACUCCCAAGAGGGAUUUGUCAAGGAUCUAGUGCAGUUAGAGGGGAAGUAUUUUAUAUAUGUACUCUCAAAGAAAAAUUUAUGUUUAGAUUCUAAAUUUGAAAAUAUUGGUCUUCUAAAAAAGAAUUCUGACAGUUUUAGAAACAGGUGGGAAACGCUCAAAUGUUCCUCUUGUCUGUACCAAAAAGUUAAUUUGUGGUACAUGAAAUGAGUAUUGUUUUUUAACUGUUAUUAAUAAAAUGCUUUCUAGUACAUCGUAUCGACUCUUCUUAGUUGAACAAAUAACUGACUUAAACAUCUAUGCAAACUUAAAGUGCGGGGGACUCUUAAAGGUGGUAUAGUUUUAAAAGAACUUUGUAAAGCGUAACGUAGUGAGAAUUUCAAUUUGGGGAGCGUGUUUGCAUAGCUUCCAGUAUUUGAUAUUUGUUUAACUCUACUCUGGGGAAUCAAAAAUGGAUCGAGAACAAUGAGAAGUGAAGAGGUUCUUCCCUCCCCCUUUUCCCAGGUUAAGAGGAAAGAAAUUAGUGGUAUUUCUUAAUUUCUUGGCUUUGAGUUGCUUUGAGGGCACGGUUUUUAUUGCUUAUUGCUUCAGACUUACAGUUCUCAACACUGGCAACACUUCAGAAAUCUUUGCCUGAGUAGCACUCAAGAGAUGCCCAUUUAACUGUCUGAGACGGGCCUUGGGUAUAGCUAUUUUUUUGGGCACCAGUCCUCCUCCUUUUCCCCAAUCCUAAUGUGCCGACAGCUUUGAGAACCACUAAACUGAUGGUAGUUUUUCCUGUUUAAAGGAGAUAACAUUUGACGUGAAACAGCGCCUCUUAAUUAGCUUUGUUUUUAUUUCACUCUACUGAUGGAUUUGUUACAAGUACGUUAUUGUGUUGUUAUUCCUCUUUCAUUGUUAAAAAAAUAAAGUAAGCAGUUUGUGUUUGA
This is a messenger RNA of Panthera uncia (snow leopard), 1812 nucleotides long. RefSeq names its product chromosome D4 C9orf40 homolog (gene CD4H9orf40). The record is from RefSeq and is a predicted model, not a curated record. NCBI's taxonomy places the organism in Eukaryota, Metazoa, Chordata, Mammalia, Carnivora, Felidae. The transcript is spliced from 2 exons. The coding region runs from base 127 to 708 and encodes 193 amino acids.